Messenger RNA from Rhineura floridana, 2175 nucleotides. RefSeq names its product solute carrier family 6 member 13 (gene SLC6A13). Gene Ontology annotation, cellular component: plasma membrane. Lineage: Eukaryota; Metazoa; Chordata; Lepidosauria; Squamata; Rhineuridae. Gene Ontology annotation, molecular function: gamma-aminobutyric acid:sodium:chloride symporter activity. The transcript has 14 exons. The record is from RefSeq and is a predicted model, not a curated record. Gene Ontology annotation, biological process: sodium ion transmembrane transport; neurotransmitter transport. Bases 17 to 1828 code for a protein of 603 amino acids.
AUCUUUUGAAGGUGGAAUGGAUUACAGAGUCCCUGGGGCAGUGAUCAAUGGAGAAAUACCUGCACAAGCCUCUGGGGAAAAGAAGAAAAUAGAAGCUGUGAAUCAAACAUUAGACCGAGACCACUGGAACAACAAACUGGAAUAUGUGCUUUCUGUGGCAGGGGAAAUCAUUGGCUUGGGGAAUGUCUGGCGGUUCCCUUAUCUCUGUUACAGGAAUGGUGGCGGUGCCUUCUUCAUCCCCUAUCUCAUCUUCCUCUUCACCUGUGGGAUCCCAGUUUUCUUCCUGGAGACGGCGCUUGGGCAGUACACUAGCCAGGGAGGUGUCACUUCCUGGCGGAGGCUGUGUCCUCUCUUUGAAGGAAUCGGCUACGCUUCCCAGGUGAUUGUUGUGCUCCUUAAUUUCUAUUACAUUAUUGUUCUGGCUUGGGCCUUGUUUUACCUCUUCAGCUCAUUCACCAUAGACCUUCCAUGGGGCAGCUGUGACCAUGAGUGGAACACAGAGAACUGUAUGGAAUUCCAGAAGGCAAACACUUCUCUAAAUGUGACAACUGAAAAUGCCACCUCUCCAGUCAUAGAGUUCUGGGAGAGGAGAGUGCUGAACAUUUCUGAUGGCAUAGAACAUAUGGGAAGUGUGCGGUGGGAACUGGCUCUCUGUCUCCUGCUGGCUUGGAUUAUCUGCUACUUCUGCAUCUGGAAAGGAGUCAAGUCUACAGGCAAGGUGGUGUACUUUACGGCUACAUUUCCAUACCUGAUGCUAGUGGUCCUGCUGAUUAGGGGAGUCUCCCUGCCUGGGGCAUCUAAAGGGAUCCUCUUCUACCUUUACCCAGACCUCACUAGACUCAGGGAUCCCCAGGUGUGGAUGGAUGCAGGUACUCAGAUUUUCUUCUCUUAUGCCAUUUGCCUGGGAUGCCUGACUGCUUUGGGCAGCUACAACAAGUAUCAUAACAACUGUUACAGGGACUGCAUUGCUCUGUGUUUUUUAAACAGCGGCACAAGUUUUGUGGCUGGUUUUGCAAUCUUUUCCAUCCUGGGCUUUAUGGCACAAGAGCAGGGAGUGCCUAUCUCUGAGGUAGCUGAGUCAGGGCCUGGCUUGGCAUUCAUAGCAUACCCACGAGCUGUCGUCAUGCUGCCUUUCUCACCGUUAUGGGCCUGCUUCUUCUUUGUCAUGGUUGUUCUGCUGGGAUUGGACAGCCAGUUCGUCUGCGUGGAGAGCCUGGUGACAGCCCUAGUUGACAUGUAUCCUGGAAUCUUCCGGAAAAAGAACCGCAGAGAAAUGCUCAUCCUUCUUGUCUCUGUCCUCUCAUACCUUGUGGGACUGGUCAUGAUCACUGAGGGUGGGAUGUAUGUCUUCCAACUGUUUGACUACUACGCUGCUAGUGGAAUGUGCCUACUAUUUGUCGCCAUUUUUGAGACUCUGUGCAUUGGAUGGGUAUAUGGAGCUGACCGUUUCUAUGAUAACAUUGAAGACAUGAUUGGCUAUCGGCCAUGGUCUGUCAUCAAAUACUGUUGGUUAUUCAUCACACCAGCUGUCUGCCUGGCGACAUUUCUCUUUUCUCUGAUUAAAUACGCUCCACUGACAUACAACAAGAAGUAUGUGUACCCCUGGUGGGGAGACACUGUGGGCUGGCUGCUAGGGCUCUCAUCUAUGAUCUGCAUCCCUCUCUGGAUUGUCUAUAAACUUUCCACUAUCAAAGGCUCCCUGAGAGAGAGGUUCCAUCAACUUGUCUGUCCAGAUGAAGACUUGCCCCAGAGGAUGUGUCCAGGACAGCCCUUUCCGGCCCGCAGAACUGGGCUCCUGAUGUUGACUGAGUUGGAUUCUCACUGUUAGAGGGAGGUGUGCCCCUCUGCAUUGGACAAUCCUAGACUUUGCCAGGGGCCAAGGAGGGCGGGACCCAUAAGCUGACUUUCCUGUCCCCUUCCAAAGGAUCUAUGAUGGCUGCUAGGGAAAGAGAGUUCUCCCAAGACAUUAUGGUGGAAGCAGAUGUGGCUUCAUCUUCUGUCUGGAGGCACAAUCACAGGAGAUGAUUCAAACCAAAAUGUUCCCCUGGGAGAUCUUCUGGGAGUGGAACUGUGGAAGCCUGGGAUGGAAAUACUUAACAUGAUUGCAGAAGCAUUUAUCUUGCAUGGAUUUUAGAGAGCCUUCCAUUCCAUCUAUAAAAUCAUUGUUCCUUCCAA